Molecule: messenger RNA, 1871 nt
Organism: Linum tenue
Lineage: Eukaryota; Viridiplantae; Streptophyta; Magnoliopsida; Malpighiales; Linaceae
Source: the annotation of a GenBank genome assembly
UCCUCUCCUCCUGCCAUAGCACCCGAAAAUGGCAAUCGAACCCCCGUCCUUCUCUCUCGGCUUCGACCUCGACCUCAAUUUUGACGCUGAAACUGAAUCGGUAGUUCCUCAACCGUCGCCUUCCCUCCCGCUGAGCUGCCGAGCACUGCCGGAAGAACACGAUGAGGACAAGGAUUUCGCAGCUUCUCUCGUCAUUGAUUCCCAGGAGGAGCGACAAAACGAAGAAGAUGAGCUGGAGGCGACUCCGGUUUCUGGUCCGGCAGAAGCUCCGCGGAUUCUCAAGCGCCUGAGGCGAGGACCUGCGACUGUGGAGCAGGGAGCGAAGCUGGGACCAGAACUGGGUUCGUCUCCCUAUGAGAACGAUAUUGAAGAUUUCUCUUCUGAUGGCGACGAUUUUUUCGCAGAUAUGCUUCCGUCACGCCAGCACAACUCUGUAUGCAGUAGUAGUUCAAAAGUUACACUUCGUGGGUCAGGAGUAUUAACCGGUCAAUCAUCAGGGCAGUCGUCAGUGGCAAAGCAAAAGGGGAUGCCUUUCAAUACACCGGCUUCAUCAAGCUUGGAGACCAGUCACAGUGGGUUGGUGUUCCCAAAGUUGACUACCAGUCCUCUAAGAAGGUUUCAGUUGAUCUCCUCCGAUGAGGAGCCUACUCCUAGUGGCAAUAACGUGAACAGAAAGCCUGAAAAUGUCGGGUCUCGAUCUGGUAAAGAGAUGGAGGACCUGUGGAAGGACUUCAGUCCAUUGCAGAAUGUUCGGAUUGGAACACCUGCUUUAGAUGAGUUCUGCAACGAGUACUUCCAGUCUGUUACAAACAAGAAUGCAGCUGCUAAUAGACGUGAAACUCAAGAGCAUGUAAGUACCAGAGCAGGUCAUGACCCGAAUCGAAAUGCCAUGGGAGAGUUUGAGCAAUGCUGGAACGUAGAUGACCCUAUUCCGCCAGCCCAUCACUAUUUCUUCAAUGAUGAUGCCAGGAUUCAGAACUUGGUUUGCAAUCGCUUGACCCACUUUUCCCCCCUUGGUGUGGUUAGAGCGCGAAGGAAUCUGCCGCCAAGUGAAUCAGUUAUUGAUUACAUGAGUCAAUUUGGGGGAACCCCUCAAAACAAGGGAACUGGUGGAAGCAACUUGGUGGAAGCAACUUGAUCACCGAUCACCCUGCUAUUAGGUUCGACUUUAUCAACAGAAAGAGAAAUUACAAAGCGAACUGGGUGGCACGCUCGUGUGCUAAGAAUCAACUCCCUGCGGAGUGGAUUCAUGUCCUUGAUUUAAUUUCGCCACUGUUGUAACCCAUGCUUCUACUGAUAGUAAUGAAAGAUCUUUGCCCUUUGUCAAAAAAAAAAACUUGGAGAAGGGAUCAACGUCCAAAUUAAGAAAGAGAGCAAGGAAAUCAGAUGCUAAUGCAGCAGCUUCUCAGGGUUGGGUGGACCCUAGAACAAGUGCUAGUCUUCGUAAGGACGCCGGUCAAAGACGAGUUCAGGCAAGUGGUCAAGCUACUGCUGCUGGUCAUUGGUUUACAUCUUCAGAAGGACUAAAGGUUUACGUCUCCAGAAACGAUCAGGAGCUUACUGGGCAAACUGCCUACAGGCACUUUCAAAAGGGAUAGUGGAGGAUACAGAAAUACGAAAAGGAAAGCCACCAGCAAGAGAAAGAAAGCCUGAAACUUAGGGGAUCUUACCAGCUGCCGCAGUCUAACAUCGCACGAAGUUUGGAGAGCUGUGUGAUAUCCAAUUCGUUUCUCUUUCCUUUUCCCAUACUCUGCUUUUCUCCUCUGCCUCCAGAAAGUUGCAAGCUUUUCAAUCAUGUUAUUCGUUUAUAGUGUUGUCCAAAAAUGGCCAAGAAAACAAAUAAAUGGGGAGCACCCAAAAUCACUAGAGAG